AUGGCAGGGAAUAGAGAGGCGCCCUUAGAUGGAACCAGGGAUGGAAAGGGGCGGCGCGGAGGGACACUGGGAGGUCCGGCCUUGCUGCCAGGGCAGUCACAGGGGCCGGGAUUGUCACCAGUUCACACCGCAGUGGAGCUAGUGGACGUCCGAGCCAUCCUCGCGGCGAUGGGCUGCCUAGUGGCUGCCAUCUGGUCACUCCUCAACCCCCGCACCCUCCUGCUGGGAGCUGUCCUCUUUCUGUUCCUUGCCAAUUUCUUCAAAAGGCGGCGUCCAAACAACUACCCACCUGGACCUCCGAUUCUGCCUAUCUUUGGAAACUUCUUCCAUAUGGGUUUCAAGGAGCCGCACCUCUUCCUUCAACAGUAUGUGAAGAAAUACGGGAAUGUUUUUAGCAUGGAAGUUGGUAGCUUCUCUACAGUCAUUAUAACGGGAUUGCCCUUAAUCAAAGAAGCCCUUGUCUACCAGGACCAAAAGUUUGCAAACCGCCCUGUAUCCCUUGUCCGAGAGCGUGUCUUUAAGAACAAUGGAUUGAUCAUGUCAAAUGGCCAAGUAUGGAAGGAACAAAGAAGGUUCACCCUGACAACACUAAGGAACUUUGGUUUAGGAAAGAGGACCUUAGAGGAACGCAUACAGGAGGAGGCCCACCACCUCAACCAGACAAUAGAAGAGGAGAAUGGACAGCCUUUUAACCCUCAUUUCAAGAUCAACAGUGCAGUUUCCAAUAUUAUUUGCUCCAUCACCUUUGGGGAACGCUUUGAGUACCAGGAUCAUCAGUUCCAAGAAAUGCUGAAGUUGCUGGAUGAGGUCAUAACUCUGGAGGUGUCAGUCUUCUGCCAUCUCGAUAAUAUCUUUCCAUGGAUAAUGAAAUUCAUUCCUGGACCCCACCAAACAGCCUUAGUCAAAUGGGAGAAACUAAAAUUGUUUAUUGCCCGUGUGAUUGAAAACCACAGGAGAGAUUGGAAACCUGACGAAACAAGGGACUUUAUUGAUGCAUACCUCAACGAAACAGAAAAGCAUGCAGACAACCCAACUUCAAGUUUCAAUGAUGAAAACCUCAUUGUCAGUACCCUGGACCUGUUCUUUGCUGGAACGGAGACAACUUCAACGACGCUGCGCUGGGGUCUGCUUUACAUGGCCCUCUACCCAGAAAUCCAAGAAAAAGUACAAGCUGAGAUCGACACAGUGAUUGGCCCUUCACAGCCGCCGAGCAUGGCUGCUCGAGAGUCCAUGCCCUACACCAAUGCCGUCAUCCAUGAGGUGCAGAGAAUGGGAAAUAUCAUCCCCCUGAAUGUGCCCAGGGAAGUGGCAGCUGAUACCACCCUGGCUGGAUACCACCUGCCCAAGGGGACCAUAAUCGUGACGAAUCUGACUGCACUGCACAGGGACCCCACAGAGUGGGCCACCCCCGACACAUUCAAUCCGGAGCAUUUUCUGGAGAAUGGGCAGUUUAAGAAAAGGGAAGCCUUUCUGCCUUUCUCAAUAGGAAAGCGGGCAUGCCUUGGAGAACAGUUGGCCAAGACUGAGCUGUUUAUUUUCUUCACUUCCCUUUUGCAAAAAUUUACAUUUAAGCCCCCACAUAAUGAGAAGCUGACUCUGAAACCCAGAAUAGGCAUCACCAUCUCCCCAGCCAACCACCGCAUCUGUGCUGUUCCUCGGACAUGAAGGAGAAGAGAGGGAAAAGGAAAGCAAGAGGGGUCAGCAUGUCCUCCACUCUGAAGGCAUGGCGCCUGCUCAGAAGUGAGGGAACGGGAUAAAAGUGGCCCUGAGGAAAGAUUGUAGAGUUGGACUCAGAGAAAACUGGAUCUAAAUCCACUUUGUUACCUCCUCCAGUGUAGCCUUGAGCAAAUCAUGUGUCGUGAUUUACCUUUUCAUCUAGAAGAUGAAAAUAAGAUAAUGAUUCCUUCUCUAAAGGAAGACUUGCUGUAAGAAUGACAGAAAAUAAUGGACUUUGCAUGAUUUGAAAACCAUGAAUCACAUCAUAAAAGUUAUCGCUGUAA
This is a messenger RNA of Hipposideros armiger (great roundleaf bat), 2000 nucleotides long. RefSeq names its product cytochrome P450 2J2-like. Gene Ontology annotation, molecular function: heme binding; oxidoreductase activity, acting on paired donors, with incorporation or reduction of molecular oxygen, reduced flavin or flavoprotein as one donor, and incorporation of one atom of oxygen; iron ion binding. The transcript is spliced from 10 exons. Lineage: Eukaryota; Metazoa; Chordata; Mammalia; Chiroptera; Hipposideridae. The record is from RefSeq and is a predicted model, not a curated record. Bases 1 to 1665 code for a protein of 554 amino acids. Gene Ontology annotation, biological process: xenobiotic metabolic process. Gene Ontology annotation, cellular component: cytoplasm; intracellular membrane-bounded organelle.